UGCUUUCAUUAGACGCCAUUUAUCUCAAUUUUCGUCAUUCUUUUUAAUUAUUUUUAUAACUAUUCAAUAACUCUCUUAAAGAUGAGAUAAUUUCGUUAAUAAUUCUCUAAAAUAAAGUCAUUAGGAGCACAAUAAAGUUAAAUCACUGAAUUUCUGGAGUUGGUAUUCAGACAUCAGUUACAAUAGCUGUGAUUGAGUGAGCUCAGCUGCACUCAAAGCGAAGCCAGAGCUGUCAAAACAAUCGCCAGCAGCACGUGGUGAAGGAAACUCUUCAAGAUUCUCAACUUAUUUUCCUGCAUCUCAUAAGGAAGACACGCACAGACGAUGCCCAAGUCCAAGAGGGAUCAGAAAAUCUCCCUGACCAAGACUGACCGGAAAGGAUUGGCGUGGAAGCAGCACAUAGUUGAGGACAUCAGGCACUGCGUGUCCAAGUACUCUCAUAUCUAUGUCUUCUCCGUGCACAACAUGAGGAACACGCUGCUGAAGGAGCUGCGGACGCAGUGGAAGGACUCGCGCUUCUUCUUCGGCAAGAACCGGAUCAUGCAGAUGGGGCUCGGCGAGGCGGCCAAGGAGCUGACGGAGGACGUCAGGGACAACCUGCUGAAGUUGUCGCACCGCCUGCAUGGCCAGUGCGGCUUGCUGUUCACGAAUCACGGCAAGGACGUGGUGCUGGACUGGUUCAAAGACUACUCGGCGCUGGAGUACGCGCGCAGCGGCCACAAGUGCCACGAGGCCAUCGUCCUGCCCGCCGGACCGUGCGAGGAGUUCUCCCACGCCAUCGAGCCGCACCUGCGAAAGCUCGGCCUGCCCACGAAGCUGGACAAGGGCGUGGUGUCGCUGUAUCAGGAGUACCGCGUCUGCGAGGCGGGCAGCAUCCUGACGCCCGAGCAGGCGAAGAUCCUGAAGCUGUGCAACAUGCCCAUCGCCACCUUCAAGCUGCUCAUCAAGUGUCUGUGGCUGAAGACGGGCGGCUUUGAGAACCUCCUGGACGACACAGACACCAGCGACAGCGGAAACGGAGCCGACGACGAAAUGGAGCGAAACGCAGAAGCGGCCAUGGAAGAAGAUGAGGAGGAUUAAGUGGGUUGUUCUGCUUUAUUUCACCCUCUCUAAAAGCAAAUUGCUCAACUUCCUGACACUUUCCUGCUGCAGCACAUAAAUACGACAUGCCACAUUGCAUGUCCCUAUUUUACCCUACUAAAUAUUUUAUUCAAUAAAUCCUAUUGAAUUACUACAA
Messenger RNA from Phlebotomus argentipes, 1237 nucleotides. RefSeq names its product mRNA turnover protein 4 homolog (gene RpLP0-like). The transcript is spliced from 2 exons. Gene Ontology annotation, biological process: ribosomal large subunit biogenesis; nuclear-transcribed mRNA catabolic process; rRNA processing. The coding region runs from base 325 to 1080 and encodes 251 amino acids. Gene Ontology annotation, cellular component: preribosome, large subunit precursor; nucleolus. Lineage: Eukaryota; Metazoa; Arthropoda; Insecta; Diptera; Psychodidae. The record is from RefSeq and is a predicted model, not a curated record. Gene Ontology annotation, molecular function: RNA binding.